Molecule: messenger RNA, 3280 nt
Organism: Dermacentor albipictus
Lineage: Eukaryota; Metazoa; Arthropoda; Arachnida; Ixodida; Ixodidae
Product: iripin-3-like
Molecular function (GO): serine-type endopeptidase inhibitor activity
Source: RefSeq, a predicted model, not a curated record
UCGAGCGUCCCCAUAUAAGCAACGCCUGGAACCGGCUCCGCGUACAAGUGGCGGACUAGGCAGGCGGUGAGGAAGUGCGACUAAUUUUCAGAUUUUUUCGCGCCUUCGGCAGUUCGUAAGCAGACCACCACCGAGAACGGAGCGGCUGCUCAGAUCGAGGCAUGAUGAAGCCACUGGAAACACUGGCCACAAUCCUGGCGGUGAGCUGCUUCCAGCUCUCUCUCGGCCAGACGGAGAAGGAACAGAAGCUCAUCGCAGCGAACAAUGAAUUCGCCAUUCAGCUGCUCAAGGUGCUUCCUAGCCCACCGGACGACAACGUCUUCUUCUCGCCGUACAGCCUCUCGACAGCCCUCGGCAUGGCCUUCAUGGGAGCCAGAGGUGCCACGCUACAGGAGCUCGCCCAAGCGCUCGGAUACAGCGCCGCCUCGCUCAGCGAGGGCGACGUUCAGGAGUGUUUCUACCACCAAAACUCCAGGCUGCAGGCGCACGCCCGCCAAGCCGGCCUCGAAGUAGCCAAUAGUGCAGCGGUCCAGGAGGGCUUCAACAUCCUCGAGAGUUACUACGAUAUUCUGAAUGGCACCUUCAACGCGCACGUCUUUAACGUUGACUUCCAGCACAACGGUCAGCAGGCAGUGGACACCAUCAACGAAUGGGUCAAGCAGGCGACGGACAACAAGAUCGACAAGAUAUUCAGCGAACCACUGGACACCAACACGCGGCUGGUGCUCAUGAACGCGAUACUCUUCAAGGGAUUUUGGGAACGCGAGUUCCAGCCAAGCCAGACGACUAAGCAUAUCUUCUACAACGGCGGCAUCCACGGCACUCAGGUGGACACCAUGUUCGUGCGGCACACGACCAAACGCGGCUUCUCGGCGCCGCUGCAGUCGAAAGUACUGGAGCUUCUGUACCGUGACACUGAUUACAGCAUGGUCAUCGUACUUCCUCAGGCACGGGAUGGCGUGGAAGCUGUGAAGCAGGUUCUCACUAUGGAGAAACUCAACGCAGCCAUUGCGUCGCUUAGGAGCCUCCCCGUGGCCAUUUCCCUUCCCAAGUUCAAACUGGACAAAUUAAACCCACUGAAAAGCAACCUGACCCACUUGGGCUUGAGGAGGAUAUUCGGUGAUGCGGACUUGUCGGGCAUCGCGGGCAACCGUCAGCUAGUCGUGUCCGACGUGCUCCAGCGUGCUGUGGUCGAGGUCAACGAGGAGGGCACCGAGGCAGCGGCAAUAACCAUCGCCGACGCCGUCAACCGCGCCGGCUUUGGGACAUACCCCUUCACGGCUGACCAUCCGUUCAUCUUCUUCAUCCGCGACCGCAAGACCAACGAGAUCUUCUUCGCCGGACAAGUGAACAAGCUCAAAAGAAGGCCCCCCGCAUGGGAGUGUGAAGAGCGCAGCGGCAGCAGAGAUCCACCGGUCCAACCCGACAGAAACGAAACCACCAUGUACCGCCUGCUGUGCCUGGUUGCUACUGCCACCGUGAUGGCGACGGCCGCCGACCCCGAGCCCGAGGAUCGAUGGAAACUAGCCCGCGCCAACAAUUUCCUCGGCCUGAACCUACUCAAGGCCCUGCCAAGCAACGCCAAUACGAACAUAUUCUUCUCACCCUUCAGCGUGGCGACGGCCAUGGGCAUGGCCUACGCUGGCGCUCGAGGUGACACAUUGGAACAGCUUACGCUCAACUUCGGUUACGCCCCCGACGAACUCAACGACCAGAAGGUCCUGGCACUGUUCAAGGAGCAGCUGGAAGCGGCGCGCGACUUGCCUCACGAAUACACGCUAGACAUCGCCAAUGCAGCGGUAGCUCAAGAAGGUUACGGUGUCCUACCCAAUUACACGGAGGCUCUGAUGAGCUCGUUUGGAGCCGAGUACCUCGAGGCCGACUUCAGCAAGAAGGGGCAAGAGGCCAUCGACAAGAUCAACAAGUGGGUCAGCGAAAAGACGCACGGCAAAGUUCGCAGCCUCUUCGACGAGCCGCCGGAUUUCUCCACCCGGCUUAUCCUGCUCAACGCCGUUUACUACAAGGGUACAUGGCUCUACGAGUUCAACAAACUGCGGACCAAACCGCGCUCCUUCUACAACGGCGGCGUCACCAAAGUCCUAGUACCCGUGAUGAAAAUGAAGUCAACGCUGAACCACACUUUCGACGCGGCGCUGAACGCAGACGUCGUGGACCUGCCAUACGUUGGUAGCGACAUUGCCAUGACCAUCCUGCUUCCCAGUGAGCGCAACGGCAUCGAACACCUCAAGUCGGCGCUCACCACUCAGAACCUGAACAAGGCCGUCGCGAGGAUGUACCCGAAAGACAUGAAGCUCAAGCUGCCAAAGUUCAAGCUGGACACCAAAUACACACUCAAGCCAACCCUAGAGUCACUGGGUAUCAAAAAGAUCUUCUCCGCAGACGCAGACUUGUCCGGGAUCAGCGGCGCCAAGAACCUGUACGUCUCGGACGUGCUGCACAAGGCUGUGCUGGAGGUGAACGAAGAAGGCAGCGAGGCCGCGGCCGUGACCGGGUUUGUGAUCCAGCUGCGCACGGCGGCGUUCGUAACGCCACCGCCGUUGCCUAAGGUGUACGUCGACCACCCGUUCAUAUUCCUCAUCCGAAACGUCAACACCAACACUAUCAUGUUCCUGGGAGAGAUCAACGCCCUCUAAGUCACCGCGUCCCACUCGCUUAAGCCAUCAUAUCGUGCCAUUUCUCUUUCACUUUGUGGACUUCGCUGGUGACGACGUAAAGUGUUGCCGCUGGACCUAACCACGACCUUGGUAUGUUUUCCUUGUGCUUAGUGCAAAAUAUUAUAGAUAAGAACUGUGACUGCUUUCCUCAAUAGCAUUAGCGUCCACGGCCUGUUUCUCAAGGGGCACGCUUCCGUUAGAUGCGGCAAUACUUUGAUGGCCCCUUUGAAUUUCCUUUUGUAUCUGAUAUUACUUACGCUGGGACUUAUUAAUAUACUUAUCUUACCCUUCCUCGUGCUUUAUAAUGCGCACCAAAGCUUCAGCAUCGAUGCAGGGCCAAAAAGGUUUAGUCUAGUCUUCCGGCACACGUCUUGAAUGCAUGUCAUACAAGGGUUCACCAUCCGCCCUCAGUGCGUCGUCUCUGCAAGCCCUUCAUAAUCAUAAGAGUACCAAGAAUUCGAUGUUGUGAAAAUGUUCAUGUUCGUGCGUGUUUAUAGCAUAUGUGUACAGCGAUGCAUCUGGACAAUUACGGGUCAAUAUACAGAUCAUGGUCACAAUGCUGCGACAAUGCUGUGAAAUAAAAUGCGUAUCUAUGUUUCGUUUUA